AGUGGGUGUGCCGUGCAGCGAUCUAAUGUGUGAUUUUUGUUGGUGGUGGUAUCAACUUUAUUGUGAUUUUUGUUGAAUUAUACUUUAAAUGGGGGAUCUGACAGUUCCGUCUUGAAGGUCGCAAUGAAUAGAUUUGUGUGGGCCAGCGAGAAUCCGCAGAGUGGCGAAGUGAUCCUGCGGCAACAGCCGGGUGUAGCACUGUACGACGGCGAGAGAAAGACUCCUUUCGUUGGAGGUGAAUUGGUGCUGACUUCGCAUCAAGUCUACUGGACGGGACCAGAGAAACAGCGGAUAAGCUUGCAUCUGAGCCUAGUCGUGCUAAUCGAAGAACAGAGUGGAAGCUGGAGUAAAAGUGCCAAGAUAGUGGUCCACGUCUCCCCACCGACUGACGACAAGCACGUUGGCGUUGUCCAGAGCAGUCCCUUCGACUAUGUCCGGUUAUCCUUCCGCAGUGGAGGCUCGUCGGAGUUUUUCCAGGAAAUGCAAGCAGCGCUGCAGAGAAAAGAUUGGCUGAAGAUGCCCACAGUUGAUUCACGAGGCAAGAAGAUUCGCACUGGCAUUGUCGGCAUUGAGCGUCAAAUCCAGGCCAAGCAUGACGAAGCAGACAAGAAUAUAUCUGCAGCCUUCGAAGAUCUCAGCAAAUUGAUGGAAAUGGCUAAAGACAUGGUGGCAUUGUCCAAGAGUAUUACGCAGAAGUUAAAGGAGAAAGGAAGUAGUUUGACUGAUGAUGAAACAGUCAUGUUCAAGUCACACUUGCUGUCCCUGGGAAUCAGCGAUCCAGUCACAAAAAGUGCCUAUGGAUCGGGUAUGACCUACUACCAAGAACUUGCGAAGCAGCUCGCUGAAGUUCUCGAGGGGCCUGUCCAGGAAAGUGGAGGAAUUCUUUCUCUAACGGAUGUCUACUGCAGGAUAAACAGAGCAAGGGGCCUAGAGCUUUUAUCUCCAGAGGAUCUUCUAAAUGCGUGCAAGGUUAUGGAGUCGCUACAGCUACCAUUGAGGUUGCAUGUGUUCGGAAGUGGGGUCACAGUGCUGAAACUGGCAACGCAAAAUGAUGAAGCAACAAGUACAGAAACGCGACAGUUGAUUGAUGAACAUGGCUCUUUGUCAGCAGAACAACUUUCGCCCCUCGUUCACAUUCCAGUCAUAUUGGCUAAAGAAAGGUUAAUUUGUGCUGAGCAGAAGGGCUUGGUUUGCCGGGACGACUCAGUUGAAGGCCUCAGGUUUUACCCAAACUUGUUCCUGGAGAAAUUGGACUAGAGGACUGCCUAUUUUUUAUGUACAUGUGUGAAUGUAAUGUUGUGUGCAAAGCCGAUAAAGUGUUUCUGUUGAGAGUGCAA
Messenger RNA from Rhipicephalus sanguineus (brown dog tick), 1337 nucleotides. RefSeq names its product vacuolar protein-sorting-associated protein 36 (gene Vps36). Gene Ontology annotation, molecular function: ubiquitin binding; phosphatidylinositol-3-phosphate binding. Lineage: Eukaryota; Metazoa; Arthropoda; Arachnida; Ixodida; Ixodidae. Bases 124 to 1257 code for a protein of 377 amino acids. The transcript has 13 exons. Gene Ontology annotation, biological process: protein transport to vacuole involved in ubiquitin-dependent protein catabolic process via the multivesicular body sorting pathway. The record is from RefSeq and is a predicted model, not a curated record. Gene Ontology annotation, cellular component: ESCRT II complex; late endosome membrane.